Messenger RNA from Bipolaris victoriae FI3, 3717 nucleotides. RefSeq lists its product as hypothetical. The transcript has 4 exons. The record is from RefSeq and is a predicted model, not a curated record. Lineage: Eukaryota; Fungi; Ascomycota; Dothideomycetes; Pleosporales; Pleosporaceae. Gene Ontology annotation, molecular function: ATP binding; metal ion binding. The coding region runs from base 1 to 3717 and encodes 1238 amino acids.
AUGGAGAAGCUAAAGACGCUGCUUAUUGCGAAUCGUGGUGAGAUCGCGGUCCGCAUAUGUAAGACGGCGAAGAAGCUCAACAUCAAGACUAUCGCCAUCUACUCCGAGGCCGACGCUGCGUCCCAGCAUGUGCGGGAUGCAGAUGAAGCAGUACUACUUCCCGGCAACAAUGCAACAGCAUACACAGACGCAGAUGCCGUGUUGCAAAUAGCAAAAGACAAAGGCGCAGAUGCUGUUAUUCCCGGCUACGGCUUUCUAUCAGAAAAUGCGGAUUUCGCGCGACUAGUUGGUGAUGCGGGGAUUGCGUGGGUGGGACCAUCACCUGAGGCGAUUGAAGCGUUUGGUGUCAAGCAUACUGCAAGGGAACUUGCAGAGGCGGCGAGCGUACCCAUUGUACCAGGAACAAAGGGCCUGGUUGAAAAUGAAGAAGAAGCUGCGAAAGAAGCUGAGCGGAUUGGGUUUCCUGUUAUGCUCAAGGCAACAGGGGGAGGUGGGGGUAUGGGACUUAUCACGUGCAACAAGGUUGAGGAGGUGCGGGAUGGAUUUCGUAUGGUGCAGUCGAGAGGAAAGACGCUAUUCAAGAACCCUGGUGUCUUUAUCGAGGCGUUUUACCCGGCUAGCCACCAUAUCGAAGUCCAGGUGUUUGGCAACGGCCAGGGCCAAGCGAUACAUUUUGGCGAGCGAGAGUGCUCAAUUCAACGCCGCCACCAAAAGGUUAUUGAAGAGUGUCCGAGCCCUUUUGUUGAGAAACACCCCGAGUUGCGCAAGAAGCUGGGUGAUGCUUCUGUGCGGCUUGCGGAAUCUAUCAAGUAUGGGUCUGCAGGCACGAUUGAGUACUUGGUCGAUGACAAGUCUGGAGAUUUUUUCUUCCUGGAAAUGAAUACGAGAUUGCAGGUUGAACAUGGUAUUACGGAGCUGUGCUACAAAGUUGAUUUGGUCGAGCUUAUGCUUAAGCAGGCGGAUGCACAGCUUGCUGGGAGACAUGGGUUGGAUGGCAAGACGUUGAAAGAUAUGCAGCCUGCGGGUCCUUCUGGAGCGGCUAUUGAGGCGAGGAUAUAUGCUGAGAACCCGCUCAGAGAUUAUGCUCCUUCGCCGGGUUUACUGCAGAAGGUUCAGUGGAAGGAUGUCCCUGGUGGGCGCAUUGAUACGUGGGUGUUUACAGGUGUAAGGAUUACGCCGAAUUAUGACCCCCUCAUAGCCAAGACAAUGGUUCAUUCUCAAUCCAGGGACGACGCAAUCGCCUCAAUGAUAGAUCUCCUCACACAAUCCCUCAUAAGCGGACCACCAACCAACCUCGAAUUCCUAGUCUGUAUCCUGGACGACGCUCGAUUCAAAAAAGGCAACACAAUGACUAGUUUCCUCAAGGACUUCAAAUACACGCCCCAUGCCAUUGAUGUGAUAUCAGCGGGUGCAUACACUCUUGUCCAAGACCUCCCCGCAAGACCAACAGUCGGCAAAGGUGUACCUCAUUCCGGACCAAUGGAUCCAAUAGCCUUCCAAAUUGCAAACAUGCUUGUGGGAAAUUCUCGGACAAAAGAAGCCUUAGAACUCACUUUGACGGGACCAGAGUUACGAUUCGUAGGUCCGGCCAUCGUAGCUCUGUGCGGUGCACCAAUGGAAGCAACCCUGGGCGACAACGAGUUUCCAAUGUGGACAAGCGUGAAGAUUGAGGCUGGACAGAAACUCAAGAUUGGAAAGACAACUGGCGGUGGCUGCCGCUCUUACCUAGCUAUCUACGGCGGGUUUCCUUCAGUGGUAGAUUACUUUGGCUCAAAAUCGACGUCCCCGCUUGUUGCUAUUGGGGGAUACCAGGGCCGCGCGCUUGCACCGGGUGACUUGCUGCAGAUAACAGACAAAAUCCCAGAGUUAUUCACAAGCAUAUCGCUUCCUGAGCAUCUCCGCCCAGCGUACAAGUCGAAAUGGGAGAUCAGGGCCAUGGUUGGUCCACAUGACGAAGGCUAUUUCGAUCCAAAAUUCAUUGAGCAAAUCUACAAUACCGAUUGGAAGGUCUCCCACAACGCUUCUCGAAGUGGUAUUCGUCUGGUUGGCCCAGUACCAAAAUGGGCACGCAAAGAUGGUGGCCAGGGUGGUGCUCAUCCAAGCAACCUGAUUGAAUAUGGAUAUCCGCUCGGUACUUUGAACUGGACAGGAGAUGACCCGUGUAUAUUUCCGGUCGAUUGUCCAAACUUUGGUGGCUUCACGAGCAGCACGACGAUUAUCAGGGCAGACUGGUGGAAACUGGGACAACUCAAAGCAGGAAAUACUAUUCGGUAUAUCCGUGUUGGGCUCGAAGAUGCGUUGAAGAAGCGAAAGUGGAACGAUAAUUUCUUAGACUCUGUUGAGAAGGCUAUCAAGAGCGGAGGCGCAUUCCAGGCGAUUGAGAAGCUGCAAGGCGCGCAUUGCGACUUCCAUAUGGGUGAUAUUGGAAAGGCUGUUAUAUGGGAAAAGCCAGAGGACGCCAGCACUCCUCAAGUCAGAUAUCGUCAAGGAGGAGAUGAUCACCUUUUGAUUGAGUACGGAAACGAGAACUUUGAUCUCAAUCACCGGUGUCGUGUCACGGCUCUUGAAAAUGCUAUCCGCUCCGAGUCGACUCCAGAAAGCAUCAGAUCCAAUCUCUUCAACACAGUCGGAUGCUGCACCUCCCUCCUCCUUUUCUACGAUGGCUCUAAAGUCCCCCGAGCAGAUCUAAUCGCCCACCUCCAGUCCAUCGAGUCCCAACUCGGCGACCUCCGAAGCACAAAAGUUCCCACUCGCGUCUUCAAACUCCCCAUCUCCUUCGAGUCCAAACUCCAAGACGAAGCAACCCAACGCUACAUGACCAAUCAACGCCCACACGCCCCCUACCUCCCGGACAACCUCGCCUUCGUAGCAAAAAACAACGCUCUAACCCCCCAGCAACUCAAACAGAUUUACCUCACUGGCCAAUUCAUGGCCGUCGUCGUCGGCUUCUUCUGCGGCAAUACUGUUUCCCUCCCCGUCGACCCCCGCCACCGCAUCUCCGCACCCAAGAUGAAUCCCAGCCGCGUCUUCACCCCCGAAGGCACCGUCGGCUGGGCUGGAAGCUGUAUGUCCAUCUACCCGGUCGACUCACCAGGCGGCUACCAAAUGACCGGACGCACAGUCCCCUGCUGGGACUACUACUCCUACAAACCCGGGUUCGACGGCAAACCCUGGAUCUUCCGCGACUUUGACAUUCUCACCUUCUACCAAGUUAACGAGCAGGAGCUGGAUGAGUUACUAGGACGGUUUCGCGCGGGAAAGUACGAGUGGGAGUACAAAGAGGUUGAGUUCGAUAUGGCGGGGCAUAAUGAUGUGUUGGAGAAGACGAAAGAGGAGGUUAGGACGAUUAGGGAGAAGCAGGCGGAGGCGCAGGAGGAGAUGAAUAAGGCGGAGCACGAGAGUUUGGAGAGGUGGAGAAGGGAAAAGGCGGAGAGUGGGGUUGAUGAGGGGACGGUGGAGAAGUUGCUGGAUAACCCCAAUAUUGUGGGUGUGGAGGCGCCGGUUGAUGCUAAUGUGUGGAAGGUCGAGGUUAAGGAGGGGGAUGUGGUUGGGGAGGCGACGGUGAUUGUCAUUCUCGAAGCGAUGAAAUUGGAAAUCGCAGUCAAGACACCCGAGUCUGUGGCUAAAGCGGGCAAGAUCCAGGUCGAGAAGGUACUUGUGAAACCGGGUGAUACUGUGAGUGCCGGUGGGCAUUUGGCAUUGUUGAGGAAGGAGUGA